Tetranychus urticae (two-spotted spider mite) is the source of this 518-nucleotide messenger RNA. RefSeq lists its product as uncharacterized. The record is from RefSeq and is a predicted model, not a curated record. Lineage: Eukaryota; Metazoa; Arthropoda; Arachnida; Trombidiformes; Tetranychidae.
UUAAUACUUUAUUUUCAUUUGCAACUUGCGAAUCAGUUAAAGUUUUGACUCAGUUCAGUUCAAUUCCAACCUAAAAAAUGCGAUUCUUAAUAAUCUUGUCUCUCGUUUUAUGCAUUGGUUUCGCUUAUGCAGCCAGCGUUAACCGAUCAAAGCGUGAUAUCCAUGAUGACAUGGAAAAAAUCAUCAAAGAUAUAAAAAAGAAAGGUAUUGACCAUGUUGGUGGCGACAUCAAAAAAUUUGCUCAUACCUUCAAGGAUCAAAUAAAGUCAUGGCAUUGUCCAAACGUCUUUGAAAUAAUUAAAGCAAUGGCUAGCAAAAAACGUGAUAGAAUUGCUAAAGUCUUGUUCGAAGCUGCUGUUUGUAAAGCAGUGAAAUUUGCUUAACCUUUUCUGCUCAACCUUAAGAUUCACCCAACUAAAGACUAAUAUAUUAUUCAAAAUAUAUUUCAAUUCUUGUGCAACCCAUUUGAAAAGUUUAUCCUUAAAAUUCCAUGAAUAAAAUCAAGAUAAUUGAAUAAA